Messenger RNA from Pichia kudriavzevii, 3120 nucleotides. RefSeq lists its product as uncharacterized. Gene Ontology annotation, molecular function: RNA polymerase II cis-regulatory region sequence-specific DNA binding; zinc ion binding; DNA-binding transcription factor activity, RNA polymerase II-specific. The transcript has a single exon. Gene Ontology annotation, biological process: positive regulation of transcription from RNA polymerase II promoter by galactose; DNA-templated transcription. NCBI's taxonomy places the organism in Eukaryota, Fungi, Ascomycota, Pichiomycetes, Pichiales, Pichiaceae. Gene Ontology annotation, cellular component: nucleus. Bases 1 to 3120 code for a protein of 1039 amino acids. The record is from RefSeq and is a predicted model, not a curated record.
AUGAGUGUUAACAUAGAACAGGCCUGUGAUUCCUGUCGAAAACGCAAACUUAAGUGUUCCAAAGAACUACCACGUUGUUCCAAAUGUAUUGCUCAUAAAUGGGACUGUGUUUAUUCCCCAAAGACAAUCCGCUCCCCCUUGACGAGGUCACAUCUUACCCAGGUGGAAAAUGAAUUACAGCAGAUUCAAAAUGUCUUACAAUAUUUGAUCCCUGAUAAAUCACUAGAAGAUAUCAUUAAGAUAGUUCAACAUGCCCAAUCUUCUAGUGAUCCAUCGACUACUCUAAACUCCUCACACAAUAACAAUAAUAACAGUUGCAAAAACAAUAGUAAUAAUAAUAGCAGCAACAAUAAUAAUGGUUGCAAUACAAACAACAAUAAUAAUAAUAAUAGUAUUGCAACUUUGAAGGAAAAUGUGGUAAAAAAUUUUAAUACCUCCCUAUUGAUCCCUUCAAGCUUGAAAUCUCAACCAAAAUUGCCAGAACGUUAUUUAACUGAUAAUACAGAAAAAUCGGUUUUUGAAUGGACUGAAUUUGAUGAAGAUUCCAAUACCGAUGUUGAAGAUUACCAGGCAAUCUCUCCUGAGUCUUCUCCAAAAUCAUCUUUUUCCAAGUCUAAUUCGGUAGUUUCUCUAUCCAAUUUAGUCACCCCAGCUCCCUCUUCAACAAAGCUAUCUUCUUUACCGUAUGUUUCCUCGUUCAAUUCUUUAGACGGUAUGGGCGCUAACCCUACAUCCAAAUCGGGAUUCUUGGGUGCAGGAUCAAGCACAACCUUCUUGCGUAUAAUGAAAGCAGAUGAGCUAAACGAGAACACACAAUCACAAGAACAACAGCAUCACAAUCACAUUCCAAAUCAACACCAACCUCACACACAACAACUUCAUAAUCAACGCCAAUACCAAUAUCAAUAUUUGAGAAAUACAAAUAACAGCAAUCAAAAACUAAACUUAGCUGAUAAAAAAACAGAAAUUGAUUUCAUAGAUGCCUACUUCAAGACCUAUCACAUGUCUUAUCCGUUACUUAAUAAAUCCCAUUUUAUAAGUAACAUGGAGAAAAACUUACCAAAAGACCAUUCAUCCUGGUGGUGCCUAUACUAUACUGUAUGUGCCUUGGGUAGUUGGUGUGUUUCCGGCGACUCUACCAAUUAUGAUCUGUUCUAUUAUAAACUGGCAAAACAUCACUUAUCUCAGGUUUUUGAAUCUGGUAACAUAGAUUAUGUCAUCUCAUUAAUCUUAUUGUCAAAUUACGCUCAAAAGAGAAAUAAACCAAAUACCGGUUGGAAUUAUCUAGGCUUGGCUGUUUCAAUGGCUGUUUCUCUUGGUCUUUACAAGCAAAUCGAAAUCAACGAAUCUAAAAAGAAGAACAUUGAUGAUCUGAAAUCUUUUAUCUAUGACCAAGAAAUAAAACGUAGAAUUUGGUGGUGCCUUUACAUUUUUGAUGCAGGUGCUGCAAUCACUUUUGGUAGACCUUCCCAUAUUCCGAAUCCUGAAAAUAUUGACGUUAAAUUACCAACAAACAUCAGUGAUGAGAAAUUAGAUGCUUUGUUAAAUGAUUCUACUUUUCUCUCGAGUUAUGAAAAAUUACCUGAGUCAGAUGAGCCAACAAUUUACUCAGCGUUAAUUGAGCAGGCAAAAAUGAGCAUCUUAACAGAUCCUUUCUAUGAGAAAAUUAUAUCCCAGAAGAGACCUUCACUAGCUGAAUGUCAUAUGAUGCAUAAAAAGCUUCAAGAUUUUCAGAGUAGCUUACCUGAUUAUUUUAAUAACGAUUUUCCUCAAAUUGUGAAAAAAUACUUUAAUGAUGAUUUAUCAACGGUCCCAGAAUGGUUUACGUUGUCUCGUUCUCGAUUGUUAUGGAGAAUCAGUAACUUGCAAAUAUUAAUUUUCCGUCCAUAUAUUUGGCAGAAAAUUGUUUUGAUCUCAACUGGUAAAGGCUCGAAAAAUUCAUCAAAAGAAUCAACAUUAUCUGAAGAUUCUAAAAACGCUAGAAGGGUUUGCUUAAACGCUGCUACUAAAACAAUCGAAUCGAUUAUGGAAUACUUGAAUGCAUCGUCAACUCCUAUAAAUGCUUUGUCAAGUUGGUACACAACAUAUUUCUUGUUCCAGGCAAUUCUAAUCCCACUAUCAUGUCAAUGUUCAAAUCCAAAGUCAAAACACAACCGUGAUUGGUGGUCUGAUAUUAUUAAGGGUAAACGUGCGUUGGCAAUGUUAGCUACCUCUAACUCCGCAUGCUUCAAAUUGAUUCAAUUAAUUGAUGAUAUUUUGAGACGACAUAAUGCCAUGCUUAAGCUGAACAAUUUUGAGCUUAAUGACUUAAUUAGAACUUCAACUGAUACAGAUAUGAGUAACACUAUUAUUGGACAAAAGCGUACUGUCAAUCCUCUGAUGAAGCAAAUUUCCGAUGAUAUGAUCUUUGAUUUUGGUACCGCUAAGAGGAAGCAGUACAAUUCGCUUUUUUCACCAUCAUCAAGAUCUUCCUCCACAUCCUCUUUGCCAAAAGUGUUCAACCCUAAGCCGGAACCACCAAAAUCCCCACUCUCAAAUUUUAGCAGUGGUUACAAAUCAAUUCCAACUAUUUCUCCGUCUUUGAUGGAGAAAAAAUUCAAUAAUGAUUGUAAGAAUAUUUCACACCUAUCAUUAAAUUCUGCAUUGACAAUGUCGGCAGUGCCAUCAGAUUCUUCACUGAAUGGAACGACUACCAACUCAACUUCAAAAACUGCACCUGUACCCGUCUCAUCUACCACAAAGACUAACAACAUUCAACAUAAUGACGAUAUGUUUAGCGGUUUUAUGAAAGUCAAGGAUGAAAAACCUUCAGAAGAAACAACCAAUGCAUAUUUGUCGAAUAUCCAACGGAUGGCGGAUAACCUGAUGGUGACAACAAGUCCUAUGUAUACCCCAUCAAAUACUGCUAAUUCUUCAAACGAACCAGCUUCGACCACCUCUGCAGAUAGAAUUCUAGACUCUAAUCUAUCAACGGUUUCUUCGGUGCCGAUGGAUAUUGAUCCUGCUGGUUCCUUGAAUAAGGAAGAACUACUAAACGAUAUUUAUUCAAUGAUGUUUGAGGAAUUUCAAGAUCCAUCUUCAUUAACUUACAAUUUUAACUACGAUGUCAAUGGUUUCUAA